Messenger RNA from Podospora anserina S mat+, 1044 nucleotides. RefSeq lists its product as uncharacterized. Bases 1 to 1044 code for a protein of 347 amino acids. Gene Ontology annotation, molecular function: ATP-dependent FeS chaperone activity; ATP binding; 4 iron, 4 sulfur cluster binding. Gene Ontology annotation, biological process: iron-sulfur cluster assembly. The transcript has a single exon. The record is from RefSeq and is a predicted model, not a curated record. Gene Ontology annotation, cellular component: cytosol. NCBI's taxonomy places the organism in Eukaryota, Fungi, Ascomycota, Sordariomycetes, Sordariales, Podosporaceae.
AUGGCGCCAUCUUUGGAAGCGCCCGACGACGAGGUCAGGGAUGUUCUAGCCAACCCUCUCAAAAAGAAGCCAGACCUUGUCGCGCCAGAACCAGAACACUGCCCGGGACCCGAGUCCGAGCAAGCGGGCACUGCAGACUCGUGCGCCGGCUGCCCCAACCAGCAAAUAUGCGCCUCCGCUCCGAAAGGUCCCGAUCCAGACCUCCCCCUGAUCACAGCCCGUCUGGCAGAUGUGAAACACAAGAUAUUGGUGUUGAGCGGCAAGGGAGGAGUAGGGAAAUCGACGCUCACGGUACAACUCGCGCAUGCGUUCGCGACAAACCCCGAUACAACAGUGGGCGUGAUGGAUACGGACAUUUGCGGGCCAAGUAUACCAAAGAUGUUGGGGGUGGAAACGGAGACGAUCCACACCAGCAAUGCCGGUUGGGAGCCAGUAUGGGCGAUGGACAACUUGGCCGUCAUGUCUAUUCAGUUCCUGCUGCCAAACCGGGAUGAUGCGAUUAUCUGGCGAGGGCCGAAAAAGAACGGCCUGAUCAAGCAAUUCUUAAAAGAUGUCCAGUGGGGAGAGUUGGACUUUCUCUUGGUCGAUACCCCUCCGGGGACAAGUGACGAGCAUCUCAGUGUCAACACAUUCUUAAAGGAAAGCAAGAUCGAAGGAGCGGUAGUGGUGACCACGCCGCAGGAGGUGGCCUUGUUGGAUGUGAGAAAGGAGAUUGAUUUUUGCAGAAAGGCCGGGAUCAGGGUAUUAGGAAUUGUGGAAAAUAUGAGCUUGUUUGUGUGCCCAGGCUGCAAGCAUGAGAGCAAAAUCUUUCUCGACCACACCGGAGGAGGCCGAGGACUGGCAGAAGAGUUGGGCAUUCCAUUCUUGGGGAGCGUGCCCCUAGACCCAAGGAUAGGAAUCGCCUGCGACUAUGGGGAGAGCUUCUUCGACUCGUUCCCCGACAGCUCGGCCUGCAAGGCGCUGAAGGGGGUGGUCAAGGGGCUGGUAGAACAAAUUGGGCUAGAUCCUGAGGUACUGUUGCCGGAAGGGGAUGGCAGUAGCUAA